UUCCAAGAUGGAGGAAGGAUGGCAUUUAGAUGCCUUCGACGACGGUUCAUUGAAACUCGUCGGCGAAGCGCAGUUGAAAAAAUACGGCCAAUUUUUGGAGGAAUACGCUUCACAGCUCAAGGCGAUCGAGGAUGCCUUGGACGACUCUGUUGGAGACUCGUGGGAUUUCAGUCUUGAUCCCAUUGCGUUGCAAACUCUGCCGUACGAGCAGUCAAGGAUGUUGGAACUCAUCAAGACAGAGAACAAGGUCUUUAACAAAGUGAUAAUGGUGUUUGCAUCUCUUUGUCGGGAAAUGGAUCAGCUGAAGCAUGAGGCCACAACAAAGUUCUUCACUCCUCUGCUGCUCUAUGAAGAAGCAGGAGCAGAUAAAGAACAGGUGCAAGAAGGAGACAAUCAAGUUCGUCUUGGAAGAAUGUUACCCCUGCUACAAGAUAUCUCCAGUUUUGUGACACGGGCAUAUGAGGUUGUCAAGAACGUGAUCCAGCAGUUAGCUUCAUUACAUUCAAAAGAGGGUCCUAAAGUGAUGGAUGUGACUGGAGUUCAUUUUACAACUGUUUUUGAACAUCUUGCUGGACUACUGGGAGUGCUGAUCACUUUGGAUGAGAUUAUGGAUGCCAGUCACACUCUGAAGGAACACUGGAAGCAAUACAGGAGAAUGUUAAAAUCAGUGCACAACAAUACUGCUUUGUUUGGGAUUGAAGAGGCAAAGCUUCGGCGACUUGAAAAACUUCUUAUGAGUUUGGAAGGACAGCUCCUUGAUGGUGUUAUUUUGCAGAACUGUAUUGAGCAGCCAUUUGAUGGUCAGUUUGUGAGAGUGGCCAGAAAUAAUGAAUUUGGGGAGGAAUUCCUGUUCAAUAUCAAAGUCAUCUUUCAAAGUCUUGAUACAAGAAUGAACGAGCCUCAUGAGGUUGAUCAGCGCCAUAAGAUUGUUGGUCUGCUCGGCUUGUUUAUCUUGCAACAUCAGAUAUACAAGGGCAUUGACAGAAGGUUCUUCAGCAAGUUUUGGGACAUUCAUAAAAAGGUCCCAGCUGUGCAUCUUGUUGGGGACAUUAUGUUCUUUCCAAAUGAAUUUCUCCUUCGAAGAAUUCCUCACCUCAGCAAGAUUGUGGACAAGAAACAGAGGCAAGCUGUGGAAUCUUCUAAGGAGCAGUAUUUGACGAACUGUAAUCAAAACUUGGUCAGAGAUGCACAGCUGUACCAGAUGCAAGUCAGUUCAUGGAUGGUUCACAUGGAGUCCAGUCUAAACAAGGGAGGCACCUUAGUCGAUGAUCUUAACACGCGAUGUGUUCUGUUUAUUAAGGGUGUCCUUAUAGCGCACACUGUGAGUCACUUGGUGCGCACUAUCAUGAAUCUGCAUCUGGUGUUAUCUAAACCGCUGACCAAGUCGUGUGUAAUGGCCUUGUGCAGGCUCACAGAGCUUUUAAAGGCCAUCGAGCACACGUUUCAUCGGCGCAGUAUGCUUAUAGCAGAAAGUGUCAACCACAUGAUCCAACAUUUGACGUUCAUGGCAUUAGCUUGUAUUGACACCGCUAAGAAACGUAUUGCAGCCGACAAGAAAUACACAGACAAACGACUUGACGUAUUGGCAGCGCUUGUCUUAGUGCAGAAUGCUCUUAAUGGUCCAGCCACAAAGGAGCGCAGACUUAUUGCCAUGUUAGGCCUUCAUGUGGGCGUUCAAAUGAAAUCUUUCAGAGAUGACGAGAUGGCCAGUUUAACCAGUGUAAUGAAGCGAAUUAACCUGGUCAGUGAUCUGAGAUCAAGAGUUAAAAAAGCUUGCGAUUGUGGAUUUCUUCAUUGGCAUAGGGUUGUGUUUCCAACGUACUUGACAGACUUGUAUGACAGUGCUACAGAUGUGCAUCGAAUUCAUUACAUGAUUAGCGCAUUGGGCGAUUGUGUUCCAGUCCUUCAGCGAGUGAAACACGAACCAUCACCGCAAGUCAUGCUGGAAUUAUUUGAGAAAGAAAUUGGUGACACACUACAUGAAAACUUGCUUCAACCACUGUGUCGUGACAUUGAAACAGAUCUACGACUUCACAUCCAUCAGCAUCUGCAGUUAGAUGACAGAAAUCCGUUCAAGGUUGGAAUGAGAGACCUUUCUCAGUUUUUGAAAAUGAGGCCGAUUAGAUUUUUUCAUCAGUUCAUCAACAUCAAACAACACGUGACUCAUUACCUUGAUGCGACAUUCUACAACUUGACUACAGUGGCCCUUCAUGACUGGAGGACGUACGGUGAGAUGAGAAACCAAGCCAAACAAAAGUACGGCCUGGAAAUGACUGAAGCUCACCUGCCCAGCCAGACUCUUGAACAGGGUCUGGACGUGUUGGAGAUCAUGCGGAACAUUCACGUGUUUGUUUCUCGAUAUCUUUACAACCUCAACAACCAGAUUUUUGUCGAGCUCGCAUCAAAUAACAAACAUUUGAACACUAUAAAUAUCCGUCAUAUUGCCAACUCCAUUCGCACGCACGGUUCGGGGAUUAUGAACACAACCGUGAAUUUUACUUAUCAGUUUCUGCGCAAGAAAUUCUUCAUCUUUUCCCAGUUCUUGUACGACGAGCACAUCAAGGCAAGACUUAUCAAGGACAUUCGCUUCUUCAAAGAGACGAAGGAACAGUCGGAUCAAAAAUACCCGUUUGAACGAGCCGAGAAGUUCAACAAGGGAAUCAGGAAACUUGGUUUGACUCCUGAGGGUCAAACAUAUCUGGAUCAGUUCAGAACCCUGAUCAGCCAGAUUGGGAAUGCAAUGGGCUAUGUUCGUAUGAUUCGCUCUGGAGGUCUCCAUUGCUGUAGUAAUGCAAUCAGAUUCGUUCCUGAUCUCGAAGACAUUGUGUCUUUUGAGGAACUGGUGAAAGAAGAGAACCUUUCAGAAGAAUCACAACAGGCGUCCAAAAACCUGGAUGCUGCAAUUAACGACUUGGCCAAGAAUUUCGCUGGUGCGACAGAGUACUUCAAGCUUCUCGUCGAUGUGUUCGCACCAGAAUUCAGGGACAGCAAAAACAUGCAUCUUAGAAACUUCUAUGUCAUCGUACCUCCUUUGACGCUGAACUUUGUGGAAUACAUGCUUAGUUGCAAGGAAAAGCUCACUAAGAAGAACAAAAUUGGAGCCUCUUUUACUGAUGAUGGCUUUGUAAUGGGGGUGGCGUAUAUCUUAAAGUUACUUGACCAGUACAAGGAGUUUGAUUCUCUUCACUGGUUCCAGUCGGUGCAGGAAAAAUACGAGAAAGAAAAGGCUGAAGUGAAGGUUUCACUGAGCCGUGGGAGUGCGCGAGACGAGAAACUACAGCAAACCAUGAAUCUAACAUUGAAACGACUAAAUACUUAUCAACAGGAGUUUGAACUUGUCUACUUCUCGCUGAACAGUGCAAGAAUCUUCUUCAGAGCAGACAAAACCGCCGACGAAGAAAAGGAAGAGAAAGAAAGCAAGGAGGCGUCCCCAGAAGGCCCCCCCUCAAAUGAGGAAGCUGCACCCCCCAGUCCCCCUGUCGACCCAACAGGAAGUUGAGUUGAGUUAGAGGCCCGAGGAAGUCACUUAAGAUCUAUCUCAAUGUGAUGAGGAAAAAACUUUGUUAUUACUCUUUUUCGGAAUGACAAUGAAAGGAAAAAAAUGUGUAGCAAGCGUAUUUUCUAGUGAGCCAGUACCAGGCCCUUGAUAAUGUCAAUAUUUAGAUUACGAGCAGUCCCUGCUUUUCGUCCACUCCCAGAGUUCGCGCGGCGCGCUUACAUAAAUUUUCUUUCAAGAAACUACAACAAGAAAAUAGAUUUAGUGUAGCUUCUGGUACAGUGAAUUUUUGAAGUUUUAAUUUUAGUUGUCCAUCCGUCAAUUUGAAUGAAACUAAGUGAAGAUAAAAGACAUCCCAGACCGCGAAAAAUGAUUUUUGACUUUUCACGUUUUUACAUUGUUCCUAAAUGAACGAAGGUAGGUACAGAUGAAUUAUAUGAAAAAUCGUAUUAAUGGUUUUUAUUGCAAUAGAAAACACUUUGUUUCUGUAAUA
Molecule: messenger RNA, 3989 nt
Organism: Pocillopora verrucosa
Lineage: Eukaryota; Metazoa; Cnidaria; Anthozoa; Scleractinia; Pocilloporidae
Product: WASH complex subunit 4
Biological process (GO): endosomal transport; endosome organization
Cellular component (GO): endosome; WASH complex
Source: RefSeq, a predicted model, not a curated record